Molecule: messenger RNA, 1808 nt
Organism: Pomacea canaliculata
Lineage: Eukaryota; Metazoa; Mollusca; Gastropoda; Architaenioglossa; Ampullariidae
Product: carbonic anhydrase 7-like
Exons: 9
Coding region: 169-1098 (309 amino acids)
Cellular component (GO): plasma membrane
Molecular function (GO): zinc ion binding; carbonate dehydratase activity
Source: RefSeq, a predicted model, not a curated record
GUCUACAUCAAACUGUCUAAGAAAACACUCAUCGUUUCUGGUGUACAAAAGUACCUGUGCUGGGAAGCGUACCAGGCCCCUGCAGUCGUCAAGGGAUACUGCAGCAGAGAAUCACAGCAAUUCUUACAGCAGAAAUCAAGGAUACAGAGACAGACAGAAUCAAUCACCAUGCACCGGUCCUGUCAGCUUCUGUUUAUGUUCCUGCUGUCUGGAUCAGUAUGGACAGGUGGGAAGUGGAGUUUCAGAGGAAAAAACGGUCCCGAAAGCUGGGGAAAAUCCUACCCGAAGUGUGCUGGUGCCCGUCAGUCUCCUAUCCUCAUCGAGACAAAGAAUGUCAUCUAUGACAGCUCCCUCACAGGCUUCACUCUCACAAACUUCGAUAACCGCGACUCCAGUCUCAACUGGACUCUCAUCAACGACGGGCACGUAGCGUGUGUCAAAGUGGUCAGUGGGGCCAUGACUAUAACGGGUGGCGGUCUGGACGGCCCUUACCGGGUGUUUAAGUUUCACUUCCACUGGGGCGCCAACAGCUCACGGGGCUCUGAGCACAGGGUCGAUGACAAGAGCUUCCCCAUGGAGAUGCAUGUUGUCAGCUACAAGGCUGCAUACAACAACUAUACUAAUGCUCUCAACUACGUCGAUGGUGUGGCAGUGCUCGCAUCUUUCUUCGAGAUAGCCGGGACAGAGCAUGCCACUUUUGCUAAGGUGGUCGCAAGAUUGCCAGAAGUACGUAAAGAAUCUAGCGAUGUCCCCAUUGAUGUCUUCAAUCUGCUGGAUUUAAUGCCAGCAGAAAGAAGUAAGUACUACAGGUACCUGGGAAGUCUCACCACUCCUGAAUGCUUUGAGGCUGUGAUCUGGACGGUUUUCCAGCAGACCAUCAAGAUAUCGGAGGCACAGGUCUCCGCAUUCCGUACCCUGACUGAAGGCAAAUUAGUCAAUGAGACAUUUCCUCUAAUCGACAAUUUCCGUCCUGUCCAGCCUCUUCGUGGUCGUCAGGUCAGAGCGACCACAGCGUCGACAGGAUCUUUCUGCGGUCUAGCCCUCAGUGCAGAACUUAUGUUGCUUUCUCAUCUCUUGUUUGCAUUUUUGCUUGAAUAACAACAGUCAAACAGAAAAAUACAAAAAUUAAAGUUAACGCUCGAUAAAACUGGGAAAAGGACCGUUUCACAAUGUUACCUGCCUUCCUAUAAAAGUGCUAUGUAGAUGCAAAUUAAUUUAUUUUUAGCUGCGGAUGCAUGCAAACACACUUACGGUACUAUGCUUGAGGAAUAAGGAGGGACGAGCAGACAACUCCACUAUCACCUGUCGCCGAGUGGUUAGUGCGUUCCUCUGUCCAGCAGGAGGUUGUUGACUUAUUCGGUUUUAUCAACAUUAAUCAGCUACUCCUAUGCCUAUUCACGAGCAGGAAAAUUGCUGGACAGGAUUAGAUUCUCAAGUUAUUAGGAUUGUGUUGGGAAGUUCGAUCAAAGCUGGUAAAAUGUACAAAAUUGGAGGGAUUUUUGUUUGUUUGUUUGUUUUUUUGUUGGUUUUUAUUUUUUGUUUGUUUGUUUGUCAAAGAAUGUCAUCGACUUCUGCUUAUCUCUAUUUUUCCGUCAAAGUUAACUUAAACUGGAUCUUCUUUUCUGUUGUUAUAAUAAAUAUUUUAUUCUAAAAUAUACUGUUUGAAGUUUUGGGGUUUAUUUUUAUGACAACGAUUAAAUUUACCUUGGAUUGGAUGUUUUAUCUGCUUGUUCUGAGGUUAAAAUGUUCUUUUGCUUCUCUACCAUCAGACACCAACAAAUGAAAAUAAAAGAUUGAUUAUCUCGUUA